AUGGUCAUCUUGAGCCUGGAGAUAGUUCACCAGAAUCAGCUGGAUGAGAGCCAGCAGGAGAGGAAUGACCUGAUGCAGCAGAAGCUGCAACUGGAGGGACAGGUGACUGAGCUGAGGAGCCGAGUACAGGAGCUGGAGAAGACGCUGGCAGCAGCCAGGCAGGAGCACGCAGAGCUGAUGGAGCAGUACAAGGGUCUUUCCCGGUCCCACGGGGAGCUCAUAGAAGAGAGGGACGUCCUGAGCCGGCAGCAGGGAGACCACGUGGCUCGCAUCCUGGAGCUGGAAGAUGACAUCCAGACCAUCAGUGAGAAAGUGCUGACGAAGGAGGUGGAGCUGGACAGGGUUAGAGACGCAGUGAAGGCUCUGACUCGGGAACAGGAGAAGCUCCUCGGGCAACUGCAGGAAGCGCAAGCAGACAAGGAGCAGAGCGAGACUGAACUCCAGGCGGCACAACAGGAGAACUGUCACUUGAAGUUGGAGCUGCAGGAAGCCAAAGGCCAGCAGGAGGAGCUGGGUGCUCAGGCACAGCGGCUGAAGGACAAGGUGGCCCAGAUGAAGGACACCCUUGGCCAGUCCCAGAAGCAGGUGGCAGAGCUAGAGCCCCUGAAGGAACAGCUCCGAGGGGCCCAGGAGCUGGCAGCCUCCAGCCAGCAGAAAGCUGCCCUCCUUGGGGAGGAGCUGGCCAGCGCUGCGGGCACCCGGGACCGCACCAUGGCUGAGCUGCACCGCAGCCGCCUGGAAGUGGCUGGGGUCAACGGCAGGCUGGCCGAGCUCAGUCUGCACUUGAAGGAGGAGAAAAGCCAGUGGAGCAAGGAGCGGGCUGGACUGCUGCAGAACAUGGAGGCAGAGAGGGACAAGAUCCUGAAGCUGAGCGCCGAGAUCCUCCGGCUGGAAAAGGCAGUUCAGGAGGAGAGGACCCAGAAUCAGGCAUUCAAGACGGAGUUGGCCCGGGAAAAGGACUCCAGCCUGGUGCAGUUAUCAGAGAGCAAGCGGGAGCUGACAGAGCUCCGCUCGGCACUCCGAGUGCUCCAGAAGGAAAAGGAGCAGCUGCAGGAGGAGAAGCAGGAACUGUUAGAGUACAUGAGAAAGCUGGAGGCCCGCCUGGAGAAGGUGGCCGAUGAGAAGUGGAAUGAGGACGCUGCCACAGAGGACGAGGAAGCCACUGCAGGACUAAGCUUCCCAGCAGCCCUGACAGACUCAGAGGAUGAGUCCCCUGAAGACAUGAGGCUUCCACCCUAUGGCCUCUGCGAGUGUGGAGACCCAGCCUCCUCUCCUGCUGGGCCACGAGAGGCCACGUCCCUCGUGGUCAUCAGCCAGCCACCCCCCAUCGCUCCCCACCUCUCAGGGCCAACUGAGGACAGCAGCUCUGACUCGGAAGCUGAGGAUGAGAAGUCAGUCCUGAUGGCAGCUGUGCAGAGUGGGGGCGAGGAGGCCAACCUGCUGCUCCCCGAGCUGGGCAGCACCUUCUAUGACAUGGCCAGUGGCUUUGCAGUGGGUCCCUUGUCAGAGGCCAGCAGCAACCAGGCCACUCCACCGUGGAAAGAGUGCCCUGUUUGUAAGGAGCGCUUCCCAGCUGGCAGCAACAAGACUGCCCUGGAGGAUCACAUGGAUGGACAUUUCUUUUUCAGCACCCAGGCCCCCUUCACCUUUGAGUGAUCAACAGCCCUACCCUACCCGGUAAUGCAUGGAUUCACACUUGCACACACACAUGCGUGCAUACGUGCACACCUACUCACACACACACACACACACACACACACACACACAAUCUCUCUCAUACAGUUAGGUCUCUCACCCAUCUUUCUGUCACACGGGGCUCUGUGACUUUCUGUGCCCCAAGCUGCACUUGUGUGCUGUUUGCUUCCCAGGCCUUCCAGCUUCAUCCUCCCUUCCUGGCCCCUUGACCCAGGCAGAGGCCUGCUUGGCAGCAGUGACUGACUCCUGAUCCUCCCCUGAAAGUGGGUGUGAAGGAGCCAGGCCAGAGCAGGCCUUCCCUGGGGGGCUCAGAGCCACUUGAGCCUUGGCUGCUCUGUCACUCACAUCAACCAUCCACACUCAUACACACACACACACACACACACACACACACACACUCCCAUUCAUACUCACUCCCCUUUACCUGCCCCAAAGCCAAUUCCUGGGGCACCCCCCCCCCAUUGGGUCCCUGCUGAUUGAUCUGAAUUUUCUCUGGGCCCCAUUAAUGCAGCAGCAGAGACUCUGGCCUUCCAGAGGCACCUUCGGUUCUGAGCUUCAUUGGUUCCCCUUUCUGUUAUCCCCAUCCCACCCCGCCCCACCGCCUUUUGCAUCCCACUCCAGCCUUGCCCAUACCAUAGAUGUUAAGUUAGGAGGGUUCUUCUGUAUUUUUGAGGUUUUCUGUACUAUCUCCUCCUCCCCGACCCCCGCCAGCAUCCUCAUAUGGAAAGAAAUAAUGCAUUUGUGCCUUCUGUGAGGGUGGAGGGAACAGAUAAUCCCUGUGUCCCCCUUUCUCAGCCUCGCCUCCCUCUCCAGGUCCCCCAUAGCAAUAAGUGCUUACCUGGAGAGCCUUCCCCCUGCCUGUAGUUGGAUGGAUAUAUUUAUAUGAUAUGUAAAGCUAUUCUAAUAAAACGUGUUCUUAC
This is a messenger RNA of Erinaceus europaeus (western European hedgehog), 2615 nucleotides long. It is a transcript of the gene CALCOCO1, whose product is annotated as calcium binding and coiled-coil domain 1. The record is from RefSeq and is a predicted model, not a curated record. NCBI's taxonomy places the organism in Eukaryota, Metazoa, Chordata, Mammalia, Eulipotyphla, Erinaceidae. The coding region runs from base 1 to 1656 and encodes 551 amino acids. The transcript has 12 exons.